Messenger RNA from Bolinopsis microptera, 10977 nucleotides. RefSeq lists its product as uncharacterized. The record is from RefSeq and is a predicted model, not a curated record. The transcript has 4 exons. Lineage: Eukaryota; Metazoa; Ctenophora; Tentaculata; Lobata; Bolinopsidae. Bases 97 to 10977 code for a protein of 3626 amino acids.
GAUAUUGCUCGACGGUCCCAGUGCAGUGGCAGUAUAAUUGGUAGUUCACUCAUAUCGUUUCUUAUUCUGUUUUGUGCAUUGUGUUUGAUAAUUUUUAUGUUUCACUAUCGUCCAGGCUAUGCUAUGACCUCACCCAUCGGUUCACCCGGUGGGUCACCAUUUGGAGAGAGAAAAUCCUACAAGAAAUUCGAGCCGCGGAGGAUGUCCUCUCGAUUCUCUAGGCAGGAAUCUGCGAAUUCGAGUGAUGGAGAUGAUUUCAGAUCGAUGGCCAGAAGAAUGUCAAAAUCUGCUGCAAAGAGCAGUCACGUGAUGGACCCUGCUGCACGACUAGCUGCUCAAAAGAAACUAGAGGCCGACGAGAAGCUCAGGUUACAGAAAGAGAUUGAGGACGUGAAGAACAAAAUGAACAACGUCGAGACAGUCGAGAAAACGGGAUUCAAUUACGAUCCAUCCAAAGUAAAGGGUCAGAUUGAGAUAGAGAUAACAGAGGCAGAGGAGGUUGUGUUUGAUGGUCCUCAGGAGAAAGAGCAGGAGUUUAAAGAGUGGUUAGAGGAGAUAAUGUCACAAGGGUGGAGUGACGAGGUUAAGGAGCUUGUGUCUGGGAGGAAGAAAGUAACUAAAGCCAAUCUGCUGAGAGCGAGAAAGAGGAGUAUUGUGAGAAGGUACAGUAUUAUUGUUCCUGAUUUAAAGGACCAGUACCAGCUUGCUUCAGAGGAAGAUGAGUGGACUGAGGAGGAGAAACUCAGACGAGAAGUUGAGCGGAGAUUUUUAUCUGAGGUUGACUUGGAUUACAGCAUCGAGAAGCUGUCCAAUGAUGCGCAGUGGAUGGCAGAGAUUCAGGAGUUGGUGGGUAGUAAGAAAAUAAUUAAUCAUCAUAAUCUUGAAAACGCAAGAAGACGUAAUAUAGUCCGAAGCUCCGAGCAAAAGUAUCCUGGAUGCAAAUACGACCUCAUCCUUGAACCUGACGAGUUUACAGAUGAGGAGUUAGAAAGGCAAAAGCUUGACCGAGAAAUCCAGGUGAUACGGAUCAUAGUGGAUGACAGCAACGAUAUUGAAGUCAUCGUAGAGUCUCUGAGUAAGAAAUGGAUUUUUAAUCUCGAUGACUUAGAUAAACAGAAAAAGAAAAGAAACAAAAAGAAUAUAUUCAACCUCCUUGUUCGACAGCUUAUUAAAGAAGCUAAGGAUAAAUUCCCUGAUCUUGAAUAUCACGUAGAUUUAGAAGAGGAUGAAUACACAGACGAGGAACAGAGGCGGAGAGAUUUUGAGGGUGCUGUGAAUCAUAUAGAUGCUGAGGUAGGUGGUCUGUCCACCGAGGAACUAGUUGAAAUGUAUCCUGACUUAGUUCCCCGAUUGGAUGAGAAUAAUCGGGUUGUAUCUCGGGACAAUGCAGUUCGCUUACUCAAACGGGACGCUUUAAUUAAAAUCUAUGGAGAAGGGGAUAAUUACAUGUUGAAGUACCAUGAACUCUCCGAUGACUGCUUUGAACUUAACGAUAGGGGGCUCGCUCUUCAGUUUAUCAACUCCAAAAUGGAAGAAAUUGAUGAAAAGUUGGAAGAUAAAGAGAACUUUUUGUCAAAUUUCUCGGAUGAGCUUGCAUACUUUAGCUCUAUAUUGGCACAUACAAGUUCUGAGAACGUUUGGCAAUUUUGUCUAAAUCGAAUCAAAACCGAAGCAAUAAAACUAUUUCCAGACUGUGGAAUAGAGAAGCCCACCCCAGAAUAUGACCUAACCGACGAAGGAAGAGCUUUUAUAAAACUAAUGGCAGAUUUCUCUGAACUGGACUCACUGCUAGAGAAUGUUCCAGAAUCGGUUCUUUUAGCAGAGAGUGCCUGGGUGAGACAACGAGCGUUUCUGGAGUCCCUAAAGACCAAAGUGUGUGGAAAGAACAUAAUAACCGUGCAAAAGCAGAAGUUGUACGAUGAGUUCAAACGAGACUUCCCUGAUUUUGACUAUGAAGAGAUCUUCCCCUUCGAAGAUUUCACUUAUGGGGAAAUGGCAGUCAUGAAAGCUGAAGAAAAGCAAGCACGCUACAGCGUUAUCUGUGAGAAACUUGAACAAGACCUAACGGAUUCUAAAAUCAGUCUUGAUAGAGCUCAUAAACGAUCAGAGCUCGAGGGAGAUAGGCUUGAAAACCAUCUUGAAGAAUCUGAAUGGAAAGAGGAGCUGGGCCAAAUCAAAUUAAUAGACAAUUUGCCUGUAAACAGGAAAAAUCUUUUCGAAUUCAAGGCUCGUAACUUGGUUGCAAAGUACAGAAAAAUGCACCAGGAAUAUGAUUUUACAGAAUAUAAUGAAAUUCCUCAUGAGUACGAAACAGAAGAUGAGGGAUUCAUCACAGCUGUGGGUUGUCUUACUUGUGAGAUUAAAACUGACACUGCUUUCUUUGAUAGCAACAGCGAAGGUAGCAGCCCUAUCAAGUAUCUCUCAGCGGAAGGAGACCCCUGCCCCCAGGGACCAACCCUUCCCGCUAUUCCUGAUCUCAGCGAUACUGAUACAAGCGUUCCCAGUUUAACACCAUCCCCUUAUGAUCUCCAAAAAGGUAAGUUCUUCGAGGGUAUUGAAGAAGAGAAAAGCACUGGAGAAACUCAGAAAAGAACAGAAGACCACGUUGAUACACAAAACGAAAGAAUUCCCGUCAUCGACCAUGAUCAAAGCACCAUCAAUGUCUUACCUAAGAACAGCAUUGACAUUAAUGCGGAUAAUCAUGCUGUUAAACAGCAAGAUAAUCAGUUGUCCGAGACAACCAAUAUACAUGAAGAAAGUGCAGAUCAAAACAAUAAACAACUAUUUUUGCAACCCAGUGGUGACCCUGAUAUCAACAGUUAUAAUACAGUUAAUAAGGAUAGUAAUGAGAUUGCUAGACAAAAAACUGAACAGAGCGCAGAUAAUCUUCAAAAUGCUAACCUGAUCGAUCAAAAACACGGACAGCUUGUUGAUGUUAAUCAAGCUGAUGAAAAGCACAAUGGCCUAUCGAAAGAUAGUAUUAAGAAGACCCACUUUGCUGCGCAACAUGACAAAAAGAUAACAGAAAAUGGCCAUGAAGAUAGUGGGGACCUGACAGAUUGUCUUGAUAUCCGAGCAACAGAGGACUCUAAUUAUAUCAGUAAUAUUGGAGUUGCUAAGAGGGCAGGUGGUAUUGAGCUUAGUGACUAUAUUCAGGGAAGCCUACUAGACAAUCAUAUUGAUUCAAAUGAAGAUAAUCAAGAGAAUUCUGUGAACACAGACUCUGUCGGGCCACAGGGCAACCGAGGUUCUUCUGAAGAAAGAGACCACAACUGUGUUGAUAAGCAACAGAAUGUUGAAGCUGAGUUAUCUUCUGAGCAAGAUAAAGUUGGCUCCCUCAGUGCUCAAACAAGGAACACAGCCAAAAUUGCUGAUAACAAGGUCGACGAGCAACCUGCAAGCGAAGAACUCCACGCUGAAUCCAGAGCAGUGGAAUCGAAUUCUGAUAGAAAAGACAUCAUUCUCCAAGAUACGAAUCCUGAUAUUAAUAGUUUUGCGAAAAAGCAACCAGAAAACACGCAACAAUGUCCUUCAGUUAAAAUUGAAAUCCCUACACAAUUGCCUGCUGAAAAUGAGGAUCAUCUUGAAGAUUUUGCCGAUGUUGUUACACUCAAUUUUGACGGAAAUCCUAAAAACGAUAAACUCGUCGGAGAAAUCAGGACCGGAGAAUCUGAUGCUAAUAGAAAAGAAAUCAUUGUCCAAAAUGAGAAUUCUGAGAUUGACAGUGUUGUGAAGAUGCAACCAGAAAACUCGCAAGAUGAAACUUCUGUUCAGAACGACAAAGCACUGCCUGUGGAGAAUAAAGUGGUGCAUCUUGAAGAUUUUGCUGACGUUGUGACACUAAACAUUCCAGAAGAUGUAAGCCCGUCAGGUGAAAAUAGUGUUCCACUGGAAAGAGAAGUUAGUAAGGGACAGUCUAUUGAUCGUCAUCGUUCGAAGGAUUCUGUUGAUACCGACUUUGUUGCGCAACAUAAUGCAGAUAAUCUGAUCAAUGGUCAUGAAGAAAUUGAGGAUAAUGGUGACCUAACGAAUUCCUUUAACAAUCAAACUGCAGAGGACGUCUCUAAUACCAUCAGAGAUAGUCAAGUCACCAAGGGUCCGAGUGAAAUGGGACUCAAUAGUAAAGUCAAGGAAGACACCAGUUCAGGAAACAAUUUCGAACCAACGAGUACUACAAAUGAUUCUGUGUUGAGUGACUUAUCAGGAGGCUCUUCUGGUCGUCCUGCUGUUGAAAUUCAAAUCGAGGAAUCCGAAUUGGAUAGUAGCUUUGAAAGAAGUGACCAUGCUAACUCUGAUGCUGACAAAAUAGAUUUCAGAAUGUCAGAGCCAUCUAGAUCAUUUAUUGAAGGGAACGAAGAUCUUAUUCUGAAUCCUGAAGUUAAAUGUUUGUGGAAUGAAACCGAUUCUGUGCUGAACGUAGACAACCAAACGCCCAUCAUUGGUAAUAAUGUUAAUCCGCAUGUUACUUCCAUCGAAUCUGCUACAACCGUUCCGUCUAUUGAAAAGGCCGUUGACCAGACUCAACAGAGCAAGCGAGGUUUUUCAGAAGAAACUUCCAAUAAUCAAAACCACGCUGAUAUCUUUGAAACUAAGCAACAGAAUGUUGAAACUGGGUUAACAUCUGAGCAAGACAAAGUUGGCAUCCCUAGUCCUCAAGCAUUGGAUUCAGCCGAACCUGUUGAUAAUAUCAUCGACAGAAAAUCUAAUAAUGUCGACCACGGUGCUGAAUCCAGAGUUGUGGAAUCGUACGAUACUAAAAAAGACAACAUUCGCCAGGAUACGAAAUCUAAGAUUGAUAGUGCUCUGAAGAAGCAUCCAGAUAACGUGCAACAAGACGAAAUCACCAAACCAUUGCCUAAAAGCACAAACUAUAGUCUUGAGACAAAGGCACUUUAUGAAAGGACUGUCCAGAAAAAGGCAAAAACUGUUAACCAAGAAGAAUCUCCUGACACAAUUUAUACACCGAGUGGUCAGAAAAUGAUCCCUCAAACCGAUCGAUCAACAGAGGGCACUAUUCAGAAGCCUGUUUCUAAAUCUACUGAUGCACUCGGCAAGAAGAAUGCAAAUGAUCGCAUGCGAGAUGCAAAUAGUCAUGAUAAUGCCGUCGAACAGCCGGAUGUUGAGGUAGAUGGAUCUGUCGACAGCAGGGUUGAACGUCCUGAUGUUUUGUGUCCACAAGGAUUUGAUUUCGAUAACAUCGAAGUUGAUGACGAUUUGGAGUCUUGCACAUUACCUUCCGGUUUAAUGCUGACUCCCCAUGAUCCGAUGACUUCACCGUUCCCCAGCCACGGUUACGUUAAUCCUCUCAAGACAUUCGAAAGUCGGGAACCAGAUGUUAAUUCUGCGUCAACUUUAUGUAAUGGAGUUGCCCACAGAGAUUCUGCAUAUGAAUCUAGAUCCACUUUGAAAAGUGAGGACGAAGUCCAUCGUCCUUCAGGAAACAAUUCGCCUAAUGUUGGCCUUGGAAUCAAGUUCCAAGCACCCGAAAGCGAUGAAACUGAAGAAAUAGAAACUGAAGAAAACAAUGUACUGACAGGAACUGGCUUGAAUCUUGUGAAUCUCGCUGCUUCGAAAUCAGAGUCGUUUGGGAGUGAUAGCGUGUUCUUGAACUCAUCCCCUAGUCCACAGCUUCUAGAAACUGCUGACGAAUUGUCUGAGGCUACUCAAUAUUCAGGAGCUGAGGAUUCAGAGGCUACCGAAGCUGGUUCGGGCCCUGACGAGAUGGAACAAACAGAGUUUUCUGGUAAUGACGGAGACACUGAGUACAGUCCUGCCGAUGAAAGUCUUCUGAAUAAAACCUCAUCUGAUCCACCUAACCAACUUACUUUACCUGGAAAAACUAUAUCCCAGAUGAGGAACUCUUCGACAUCUGGAUCUUCAGAUGAUGAAACCGAUGACAAAAAGACCAACAGAAGUCCCAAACGUAAGAAGUUGUCUGGUUCCGUAGCUCCAGAACAGCAUCCUAUAAUGAAGCGACAAGAAGAGUACAACAGACGAAAUUCUAUUUUAGAAAGCAAAAAGUUAUCUGCCCUUAGUAAAAAGUCUCUUAAUUCAGACGACACCCCUACCGGACGUGCGCCAGAUCAAGAAACGACCCCAACCAGGGAAGAGUCUUCAUCGUCAAGACCUUCCUCGCUGCCAAUGAGAAAGCCAGUCAAACGAACUAAAAGUAACGAAGGGGUUGUGACACCCAAUUUCGAUCACAUCAAGUCGACAUAUAAACUAGAAAAACAGAAUCCGCUCUACGAUCGAAGCAAAUACGUCAAAGUUGCUACCCUUGAGGAAAAACAUGUGGCAUCAGAACCCCUACUCGAAGGACUCCUGCCUAAGAAAUUUUACGAACAGAAGCUUUCGUAUGAUCUCAACAAAGAUGGCGAUGCCGCUAAUUCGACACCAAAAGGUCCCCAGAAAAUUCAUAACAGAAGCGAUUAUCAUACGACUGGCCAUAUGUUGUCGGAAAUCAUGAAGGAACGAAAACUUGAUCGUGAAAAGGAAGAUAACAUCAUUACAGAUUUGGAUCUUGCGGAAAUGAGCUACAACAGGUUCAAAGAAUUGUCUGGAACUAGCAACAAGAAACCGUAUCAACCGAAGGUUCGAGCUCAAGAUGAAGAUGGACCUGUCAGUGAAUUCAAGCAGUUGCAACAAAAACUCCAACAAAAGAAAUCAAAAUGGACUGUUCUAGAUUCAAAGAAGGAUGCCCUGAAGAAAUUGGCCGAUGAAGAAAAGGAACGUUUGCGGAGAAUUGAGGAGCUGAAAAAUUCCAUGCAGCAUGUAGACACCAAAGAAAUGGAGUUUGGGUAUGAUGAAGAAACACUCGCUGCUUUGAGAGAAAAGAGGAGGCUAGAAGAAGAAGAAAGACUAAGACAAAUUCAACAAGAAGAGGACCGAUUGCGAAAACUAGAGGAAGAGCGUCAGGCUAUAGAAGCAAAAGAAGCAAAACGUGUUGCUGACGAAGAAGCAAGGCGGUUAGCCAGACAAAAAUCAAAGGAAGAAGCAAACCGGCUUGCUAAAGAAGCAAAGCGGUUAGCUGAAGAAGAAGCACAACAACUUGCUGAAGAAGAAGCAAAGCGGUUAGCCGAAGAAGAAACACGACGACUUGCUGAAGAAGAAGCAAAGCGUCUAGAUGAAGAAGCAAAGCGGCUAGCUGAAGAAGAAGCACGGCGACUUGCUGAAGAAGAAGCAAAACAGCUUGCUGAAGAAGCAAGGCGGUUAGCUGAAGAAGAAGCACGACGACUUGCUGAAGAAGAGGCAAGACAGAUUGCUGAGAAAGAAGCAAAACAGCUUGCUGAAGAAGCAAAGCGGUUAUCUGAAGAAGAAGCACGACGACUUGCUGAAGAAGAAGCAAAGCGGUUAGCUGAAGAAGAGGCAAGACAGGUUGCCGAGGAAGAAGCAAAGCAGCUAUAUGAAGAAGCAAAGCGGUUAGCUGAAGAAGCAAAGCGGUUGUUAGCUGAAGAAGAAGCACGACGACUUGCCGAAGAGGAAGCAAAGCGGUUAGCUGAAGAAGAGGCAAGACAGGUUGCCGAGGAAGAAGCAAAGCAGCUAGAUGAAGAAGCAAAGCGGUUAGCUAAAGAAGCAAAGCGGUUAGCCGAAGAAGAAGCACAACGACUUGCUAAAGAAGAGGCAACGCGAUUAGCUGAAGAGGAAGCAAGUCGACUUGCUGAAGAAGAAGCAAAGCGGUUAGCUGAAGAAGAAGCAAGUCGACUUGCUGAAGAAGAAGCAAAGCGGUUAGCUGAAGAAGAGGCAAGACAUAUUGCUGAAGAAAAAGCACGACGACUUGCCGAAGAAGCAAAGCGGCGGUUAGCUGAAGAAGAAGCACGACGAAUUGCUGGGGAAGAAGCAAGACGGCUUGCUGAAAAAGAAACAAAACGAAUUGCUGAUGAAGAAGCACAACGACUUGCUAAAGAAGAGGCAAAGCGGUUAGCUGAAGAAGAAGCACGACGAAUUGCUGGGGAAGAAGCAAGACGGCUUGCUGAAAAAGAAACAAAACGAAUUGCUGAUGAAGAAGCACGAGGAAUUGCUGGAGAAGAAGCAAGACGGCUUGCUGAAGAAGAAACAAAACGAAUUGCCGAUGAAGAAGCAAGACGGAUUGCUGAUGCAGAUGCAAAACAGAUAGCUGAAGAAGAAGCAAAACAGCUGGCCGAAGCAAAACGGGUUGCCGAGGAAUUAGCAAGGCGGAUUGCGCAAGAAGAAAUCAGUCGAUUAGCUGAUGAACAAGCAAUGAGGUUGGUCAGAGAAGAAAUUGACCGUCUCGCUGAGGAAGAGCUAAAACAGCUUACUGAAGAUGAUACAGAAUGGCUUGAUGAAGCGGACGCGAGAGGACACGACUCCGAUCCGCUCGGGAAUCUUUUCAGAAAGAAUUCCAACUCAUUCUUUCACAGCCAUAAAGAGAAGUCAGGUAGCAUAGGGGACCUACGACGCAGCUCCAGGGAAUUUCUUGCCAAAAGUUUGGAAAACAUCACUGGAACCAUUUCUGACGAUGAAGAACUUCUUAAAGAAGCCGUUGAGUUGCUAGAAAAAGAACAUGAACUAGAAGAAUCUCGCAAACGGAAGACCACCAGAUUACCACAUCCUGGGAAGCACGCUCGACUCGAAAAAGCAAGAUCGCUUGCUCUGGAGGCUGAAAAAGAACGGCGACUUUCAGCUGAAUCGCCCGUGACUACGCGAUCUCGACAACAGUCAAUAGUUGAAAAAAGAAUAUCAAGGUUACGGAAACCUACUUCCUACGCCUCCAAAAUCAGACGAGUUAAAUCAUGUGAAAACAUGUUAGACUUGUUUCACUCUAAUGAGGCCCCGAAACUCACUUCAAAACCCUUGCUGAACGGCUUGCUCCCUGAUCAGUUCUACCAACAAAAACUCUCCCAAAUGUCCUCUUACAACAGCGAGGUGGACCUCAGUAGUGUUUCCCUGGACAUGGGAGCAAAGACAACCGGCCACAAGUACUGGAACCACAUCAUGAAAAAGACACUCUUCAGAAGAACAGACAGCUCGGCACAUGACAUUGAGACUGACCUUGACAGCGUGUCCCAUAUAAUAAUGGCGUUUCUUAAUUCCCCGAUUCUAAAAGCUCGCCGACUUGGGGCCUUAUCUCCAGAGACGGAGAGAAAAUACAAACUUGCUCGAGAUCGCCCUCAUAAGCCAGAUCUGAGUGACUUUAAGAAACUGCAUGAGAGUAUAGCUAAAACUCAAAAAAGCUUUGCUCUUUUCGACAUGAAAGCAAGCGAAAACGCUUUAAAGAGAAUAAAUGAAGAGACAAAAAAACACACAGCAAAACUUGAUAUCAUGAAGGAGGGGUUCAACAAAGUCAAAGUGAACGAGAAAGUUGGAUUUGAGUUUGAUGAACAAGUAGUUAAAGAUGUGAGGGAGAGAAUCAUGUGCAGCAUGAUAGAUCCUCUUGGAGGAAUGUCUACGUCCAGUAUCUCCGUUUCAAGGAGGUCUUCAAGAUGCUCUGAUCUGGACCUCACCGCAACGUCAGCCACACUUCUACCUGACCUAACUGAGGACAGUUCCACCUUGAAACCUCAGUUCUGUCAGGACACUGAAGAUUUGUUCGACACUGACACAGAGAGUAUUCUGUCUGACUUUGAGAUGGAAAUCAUUAACGCUUCUUUGAUAUCUCAUGAUUUCCCUGAUUACAAAUUUCCCACUCAAAGAAAAAUAGAGCAGCUAGGAAUGGAUAUAAAAAGUCCUACUUCCCACUUAUCCCAGAAAAGUAUCAUACUGUCAUCGUCGGGCAUGUUCUCUAUAGAUCACGAUGAAGGAGAGUAUGCUAUAGUAAAUGAGGUUAGGGUCUCUCCAAACGAACACAAUGAAAUUUCUGAUCAUGUGGAGGAAAUACUUUCAUCCUCAGAUACAGAAAAUGAUAUAUCUGAGACGUAUUACUCUAAUCCAGUAGUCAAGGAAAGUCAAGACGGUGGAGAGGGCUUGGGAAUGACAACAGUGAGCAGCGAGCCAGUUUGUAUCACGUGUUCCUCUUGGGACGCCUGCACGUGGCUUUGUUCACAAGAGGAUAACGAAGAUAUUGUAAAACACCAUCUAAACAUGGUCAUUCAAGAAGACAAGAGCCGACCUGUUCAAAUAGCAGUCUUUAAAUCUCCUAUUUUGGCUCGUAAGGUAUCGACUAACGAGAAUGCGGAAAAGCUUGAGAUUACGGGCGUGGAUCUAGUUCACUCAAACCCAGGCCUAGUCAAGGUUGACAUCCCCGGAAAUAAUCAAACAUUGCAGACUUGUGUCACGCAAUUGGAAGAAUCCGACUUUUAUGAAUCUGAAGAAGGGUCCUCGUUUGAGGAAUUCACAACACCUGGAGAAUUAGAAUCAGAUAAAGAUGGCGGAGCACUCCAUACCUACCUUGAGAACUUGAACAAGUAUGAUAAUUUAGACUCCGUAUCUGUGUGUGAGUCUCUGGACACCAAAUCACUGGAAUCUCUUGACUUUGAGAGAAUGGAACUUAUGGUAUCUGGCGGAGAGAAGAUGGUUACAUUUGAAACUAAUCCUGCCCAGAAAAACAGACGGCUAGGUGCGAUGAAGAACAUGAGAAAUGAGAAAGUGAAAAGUCUCGUAAAGCAGGCAUCCAACGUGCUUCACUCUGCUUCAGCUGACUUUGCUAGAUUUGGUCUGAAGAGGAGUGGAAGCUCAGCGAAUCUAAAAGUAGCUAGAUCAAGCUCGACCACAUCAUUCAACAGGCGGAGUUACAUACCAGCCCCUAACUAUAACCUCACAGCUUCUCUUUUUCCGGGUAAAAAGGAGAAACUUAAUCUGGACACCAGGCUUAAACUUCGAAACAAAGAUCUUAUCGAGGUUGAGCCACUCCCAAGGUGGGCUAAGAAACCUAUAUUUGCCACUACAACAGCAGGCCACAAGGCUUGGUACGAGAGAGCACAGGAUAUGAUAGAGGGAAGACGCAAGGAGAUAGCAAACAUGAAUACUUUACAGGAAGAUUCUGGUCAUCAAGACCUCGACAUCAUUGUGAGUAGUCCUUAA